GGGAGAAAUUAUUAUCCAUCCCAUAUACCCCCAAAACUCCACUCCUCUUUGCCGUACCUUUCUCUCCCUUCCGAGUCCUGACCUACCAACGCAAUCCCUCCCUCCGAAGAUCGGAGCCGCCUCCUCCGCCGUCGCCGCCGCGCCGUCCUACAGCCGCCGCCGACGCGCCGCACCUCGGAGCCACCGCCGACGCCCCAAUCCCGCCACCCGCCACCCACGGCCCCCGCCCCACCGCCUCUCGGGGUCGUCGCCGCCAUCGCCGUCCCCGCUAUUCCUCGCCGGGACGUCGCGCGCUCUCCUGCCGCCUCCGCCCCGUCCCGGUCUCCGGCCACCGGGUCUCCUCGGAGGUACGAGCUCGGUUGGUCCCGUCCUGCGAUUCCCUUAGCUAAAUCCCACUAGGGGCCGGUAGGGCUCGACCUGCACGAUUCCUGGGUGUGCCGCGCCGGCGCACCCGGCACGCCGUCUAGAUCCGCCCCUGCCCAAGGCCGCGGUUAGCUAUCAUCCGUCGGGGCGCGUGCUGCGUGUUCUCCCAUUUCUUCGCCGUCCUGCCCUGGGGUUAGAUACCCGUUUGUGAGCGCGGCUUACUCGGCGCCAUGGGAAUGUCCAGUGUGUAACUGUUGUGGGCUGUUUGACCGGUUGCCACUGUAUGUUUUGACGGUGUGCAAUCAUAGUUGGAACCAAAAUGAGUAACCACUUUGUACACAUUACCCGCUUGAUCUUAUGCGUGAUGUUAUCGUUCCUGGAAAUAUGGUAAAUACCUUUCUGUUGGAUUGGAUUGAACUGAGAUUCUCAGAAUGUCAUAAUCAGGAUGAGAACAUCAAUGUAAUGAUGUUUCAGUUGUGAAAUAGCUUUCUGUGUUGUAAUUUUGUAGUUUUACCUUCCGUACGCACACUUGAAAAACGUGUCUUAUUGUCCUAUUUCUAUUUUUCUAAUGGCAAACGUGAGGUCAUCUUUUUGUCUUAUAAAUGUAAGCUUGUUAGUGCUAAUCUAGAUGUGUACAAAUAUUUUCGUGGCCGAAAUUAGGAAAGUUCAAUGCCGCUGCUCCAUUGUUUUGCUGCUAGAUGUGCAUGAUACGAAAGAAAAUGGAGUAGGGAUUGAAAUAUGUAUCUUAAAUGUUCCCUAAAUAUGUUCCCUUGAUCCAUGGACUGGCAUGUUUUACAUAGUCCUGUUAUUGUUCGAAGUGGGCAUCAAAUAGUUGAGUCUUAUAGCCUUUUGUAAUGUGUUGAUAUUUCAAAGGGGAACAGGGCAAUGUGUUGCCACUCCUGCUGUUGUUAGACCACUAUAUUUUAUUGUUAAUCAUGCUAUGUUCCAAACUCCUUUUUAUUCUGCUCAUAUGAUAUAGCCCAUCUUUUGUUUUCUGUCCUGAUGCCUCAUGCAUUUACAGUAGUAAUGUUCUGAAUUUAGUGUUUCUUGAACAUGGUCAGGGCAAUGGAUAAAAUCUAGAUGAUAAGUUGACUUUUUUCCUGCGGAUUUGCUUAUCGUGAAGAUGCACAAAGGGUCUAUAGCUCAAGAAUUGGAUGCUGACAAAAUAGAAGUUCCUUCACCAAAGGACGAAAGUAAUUCCGCUGAUUCGGAAGCUGCUACAGAUACUGAAAACUUUGAAAUUAGUGACGACGACGACGAUGAUCGUAAUCACAAGCACCGAAGAAGAGAGGCUAUGCCUCAACCUUUUGGUGAGAGUAUCGAAGAGCAAGCUGCAGGGAGGCCUUUUAAAAGAAGGCCCAGGAUUUCUGGUAAUGGGCAGCCUUUUGGUGGAGCUGAUUCACGUGGGGAAGCACAGAACAACUUCAUGCCAAAAUUCAAGAGGCGCCCUGGACUAGGAGCUCACAGUCGGGGAGGUAGAGUGAACCAAUCCUUCCAUUCAGCUUCUUCUGCUGCUCGCCCUCCUAUGACACGGGGAAGAGGACGGAAUGGUGCACCCUGGACUCAUCAUGACCCAAGAUUUAACACACUUGACAUGAUUGAUUUUGCAUCACAGAUGGCCUCACAAGGACCAGCAACACAUCCUAGCCUAUUUAUGGGUCCUCCACUGCCGAGUGGUGGUGGUGCUCAAAACGGUCCGUGGGGUCCGUAUGGAUUUAUGCCUGGAAUGCCUAAUGGAAUGAUGGAUCCAAUUCACCCACUUGGAAUGCAGGGCCCUAUUCAGCCUCCUUUAAUUGAUCUUGGCAUGCCUCGUCAACGUUGUAGAGACUUUGAGGAGCGUGGAUUUUGCUUGAGAGGGGAUAUGUGCCCCAUGGAGCAUGGUGUAAAUAGAAUUGUUGUUGAAGAUAUGCAGAGCUUAUCACAGUUCAAUCUUCCAGUCUCAGUUCCAAAUGCUCCAGGAGUAGGAAACCAAAGUGAGGCAGGAACUGCUCAUGUUAACUUCACAAACCUAGGGGGCAGUAAAGGUGUUCCUGCAAAAGAUAUCAAAUCUGGUGUGGCAGAUAAUCCAUCAAAGCUAAAUGGAAGCACUGCUUCAGCUGUUGCUGACGCUGAUGUAUACGAUCCUGAUCAGCCCCUGUGGAACAAUGAACGGCCUGAAGCAUCUAGUGCUGGUUUUGCACAUACUAAUGAUGGAAUAUGGAAUGCUGAAACCUCGAGCUAUGAAGCAGGGUGGGAGCAUGCAAACCAGAGUUUUGCAGCUGAUGAUUCACAAAAUCCAAAGUCUUCUGUUUGGGGGAGAAUAGCAUCAAAAAGGAAAUCCGGGCCUGGUAAAACAGCUAAUACUACGUCGACAAGUGCAACUGGAAACCAAAGAAGUGACUAUAAUGACGAUAUGACUCCUAGUACUGUCCAAGUAAAGCCUGCUUCUACGAAGGAUACUAAUGGUCGACCCAGUUCAAGAAUAUCUGCAGAUGUGGGCCGGCAAAGUAAUAAUAGAACCUCUCACAAAGCAUCUCGCACACUUUAUGUAAAUGGCAUUCCACCGGAAAGCAAUAGAUGGGAGUCCCUUCUGUCGCACUUUGAAAAAUUUGGUCAAGUAAUAGAUAUAUAUGUUCCAGCUAACAGUGAGAAAGCUUUUAUCCAGUUCUCUAAAAGGGAAGAAGCUGAAGCUGCCCUAAAAGCUCCAGAUGCUGUUAUGGGAAACCGUUUUAUAAGGCUAUGGUGGGCUAACAGAGACAGGAUUACUGAUGAGGGAGAAGGUAGAAUCUCUGCGAAACCUUCGCUGACAAAUUCUGCCCUUCCCCAACCAUCUUCAUCCAACAGAGGCAAGGAUCUUCAAUCUACAACUCCAAGGGCCAGUUCUGGAUCUUCUGCAUCAGGCCCUGGUAUAGGUCCUAAAAAAUUGCCUGCAAACAGUGUAACAUCAAUACCUCCUCCUGCUCCCAAAAGGCAAGAAAAUCUGGAAAUGCUGGAAGCAAUUCGUAAAAAACAAGAUAUGUUAGCUCAGCAGCGUGAUGAGUUACUUCAGCGGUUAGAGAAAUAUGCAAAACAAACAAGUUCAGCAAAUUCAGUAAAACAGGCAGAGGCUGGUGGAAAAGCAGUUGGGUCAAAUGCUAUGGGGAAAGUGGGCGAUGUCAGGUCCAUGAACACUAGGACAGAAGGGCCGCAAGAGGUUGCUGGUACACCGGAAAAGAAAAUUUCUGGGGAGUUGGCAUCUUCCCCAAAACAUGCUCCAACGUCCACACAGAAACCAGCUGUAGCUGCGAGGCAGCUAUCUCCUCUGUUAGCACCACCACAUAAUAGGUUUAAGCUUGACAACCGGACGACAUCGUUUAGGAUCCUUCCUCCUUUGCCACCUGAAAUCGCAAAUGAAACUGUCUUGAAAGACCAUUUUGCAGCAUUCGGGGAGCUUUCAUCUGUUGUACUCGAAGACACCGAAGCCCACAACCAUGAUACAACCUUAAAGCCUUCCCUGAGUUGCUCGGCUUGUGUGACGUACACAACACGGCAAUCUGCUGAGAAAGCAUUUAUUAGUGGCAAAUCUUGUAAAGGGCACAUGCUACGGUUUAUGUGGUUGACGGCCUCUCCUGGCUCUAAUAACCAAUCAAGACCUCAGAAAAGUUUAAUUCCCAUCAGGCCCACUUGCAUCUCAGGCCAAACUGGCAACAUGACAUCCGAGUCCCAAAGCCCUGUUGGGAAAAUCUCAUCCGUUGCCACAUCUGGUACAGCAGCCAUUCCUCAGAGUGAAUCCGUUCCAACUGCAGAAAGUUCAAAGACAUUUCCUAUUGGGAUUUCCAAAGAAUUAUCUUCUAGUUCCUCUCUAGUUCCAACCGAGUGUCCUGGAAAUGAUUCCACAAUGAGUGACGUCCUUACAGACCCUGGUGUUCCACAGUGAGGUGAUGGAGCGGAGCGGAUGGAGAAGAGCCGAUGGUUUUGACGCUUGUUUUUGGUGGCUCGUCUAUCACACAGCGAAUCUUUUACAGUGCCCUUUGGAACAUAUGUGAAAUCAUAUAGGGAACCUGUGGAGACAUGGGCGAUUGAUUUAUUGAUGUGUGUGUGUGUGUGGGGGGGGGGGGGGGGGGGGGCUGUUCAAGGCCAAGGGCACAACAUAUACCGGGCAAUUUACAGACGGUGUUGUCGCCCAUUCUUAGUUUAUUACGAGUGAAAUGUAGAUUUUGUUUUGGUUAUUGUACUGGUUUGAUCAGAUACCAUCAUCACCCCGCCGAAAGCGGCUGGCAUUGUGGUUGGAUUUUGUUGGCGAAAUCGAAAUGUAUGCAUUUGGGUGGAUCCUCCUGUCCAUGUCCCAGCAACAAUUUCCGGUCACGCAUCUCUAAACUUUUGCUGUGGAUAUUGAACUUUGGACUAUAGGGUCGGUCCCCUUGAAUGAGAAUUUUUUGUAACCUA
Molecule: messenger RNA, 4767 nt
Organism: Hordeum vulgare subsp. vulgare (domesticated barley)
Lineage: Eukaryota; Viridiplantae; Streptophyta; Magnoliopsida; Poales; Poaceae
Product: zinc finger CCCH domain-containing protein 27
Exons: 6
Coding region: 1487-4258 (923 amino acids)
Cellular component (GO): nucleus
Molecular function (GO): metal ion binding; RNA binding
Source: RefSeq, a predicted model, not a curated record